Molecule: messenger RNA, 2149 nt
Organism: Podarcis raffonei (Aeolian wall lizard)
Lineage: Eukaryota; Metazoa; Chordata; Lepidosauria; Squamata; Lacertidae
Product: zinc finger protein RFP-like
Exons: 7
Coding region: 3-1421 (472 amino acids)
Molecular function (GO): protein binding
Source: RefSeq, a predicted model, not a curated record
CCAUGGCUGCUGCUGCUGCUGCUGGCGGUGCGAAUCCCAUUCAGGAUCUCUGUCAUGAAGCCACUUGCCCCAUCUGCCUGGAAUAUUUCGAGGAUCCAGUGAUCAUCUCAGGGUGCGGGCACAACUUCUGCCGAACCUGCCUGACCCGGUACUGGGGGGAACUGGAAACGGGGGCGUCGUGCCCUCAGUGCAGAUAUACGGCUCAGCGGAACAGCGUCCAGCCCAACCGGCAGCUGGCAAAUGUGGUGGAAAUAGCCAGGAAGCUCAACCUCCAGGGCGGAAAGGGGGAAGGAGGAGAGCAGGGAGUCUGUGAGAUGCUCCAGGAGCCCCAGAAACUCUCCCGCAAAGACCACAAGCCCCUCAUCUGCGGAGCAUGCGAUGAAUCCAAGGAGCAUGGAAACAAGGAUCUGAUCUGCACUCGCCUGGAGGUACUGAGGAAAGAGAGAGAGAAAAUUCUGGCAUACAAAGCCGACACGGAAAGAGAAAGCAGAGACCUGCUUCUUUUAACAGAAAUGGAAAAACAGAAGACGGCCGAAAUGUUCAGACAAUUACGGCAGUUUCUGGAAGAGCAGGAACAGGUUCUUCUGGCUCAGAUGGAAGAGGUGGAGAUGGAGAUUGCAAAGAAGAGGGAGGAGCACCUGGCCAGGCUCUCCUGGAAACUCUCCUCUCUCGAAAGGAUCAUGCAGGAGAUGGAGGAGAAGCACCAGCAGCAGCAGCCAGCAAGCGAUCUCCUGCAGGACAUUGGAAGAACCUUGCCGAGGAGUGAGAAAAUGGAGACGCUUGUGAGUCCAGUGGCCUUCCCUCCAGAGCUGAAGCAGAGGAUCACAGAAUUCCAUUAUAGAAAUCCCUUUCUGGAGGAACUUAUGAAGCAAUUCAAAGACACUCUGUUAAUGAGACAACAGUUUCAGAAAGAUAUAAUUAUGGAUCCAGACACAGCUCAUCCUCUGCUCAUCCUUUCUGAGGGUGGUAAAAAGGUGGAACAGGGAAACAAGCAGCAAGAACUGCCCGACAACAUUGAGAGAUUCAACAAACUGACUUCGGUGCUGGGGUGUGAGGGAUUCACAGUAGGGAGACAUUUCUGGGAAGUCAUUGUGGGAGGGGAGGGGAUGUGGGCUUUAGGGGUCGCCAGGAAGUCUGUGAGGAGAAAAGGCUUCUUUCCCUUCAGUCCCGAGAAAGGAUUUUGGGCUGUAGGAAAGAUUAAUCAUGGGUAUUGCGUCUUGAACCCUCCUGAUUACCUUCCUCUGCGUGGGGAGCCUGAGAGGAUCCGAGUGACUCUAGACUAUCAAGGGAAGCAAGUGUCUUUUUUCAAUGCUGAAACAGGAGCCCUGAUCCACACAUUCUUGGGAGCCUCCUUCUCUGAUGAGACCCUCCUUCCUGUGUUUUGGGUGAAGGAGAAAGCCCACCUCAGAAUUGUGGGAUAAAAGGUAAAGGGACCCCUGAUCAUUAGGUCCAGUCGUGGCUGACUCUGGGGUUGCGGUGCUCAUCUCGCUUUAUUGGCCGAGGGAGCCGGCGUUUGUCCACAGACAGCUUCCAGGUCAUGUGGCCACCAUGACUAAGCCGCUUCUGGCGAACCAGAGCAGUGCACGGAAACGCCGUUUACCUUCCCGCCGGAGUGGUACCUAUUUAUCUACUUGCACUUUGACAUGCUUUCAAACUGCUAGGUUGGGAGGAGCAGGGACCGAGCAACGGGAGCUCACCCCGUCACAGGGAUUCGAACCGCCAAUCUUCUGAUCGGCAAGUCCUAGGCUCUGUGGUUUAACCCACAGCGCCACCUGCGUCCCUGAAUUGUGGGAUAUCCAACCUCAUAUAACCAACAUGCUUAAGUCUAGUUAAUGUACUAAGGGGUUAAUGCGAUAGAGCAAGCUGUCCUGCCAGGCUUAGCUAGGGCACUCCUUUGGAAGAAGAUAAUCAAAGCCUUUAUUCAACAUCAGUCUACCUGAGAAGCUCAAUGUGUAAGGUCAGAGCAGGUUGCUGCAGCACAGGCUGCAUGGCUGUUAGAAUCCACUGUUGAGUUCCUAUACCAAUAACUUAGGAGCUUUCACCAUUGUAAUGAAGCCAGGUUUUACCGCCUGUGUUUUCUGGCUGAUGUAUGGAAAAACACAUGAACCUGACCUCUGAAGAGUUUGUAAGUAAACCAAUUUUUAACUUA